AUGAGCAGCUUCUACAGAAGUGAUGUCGGCCGUACCAUUCGCGACUCCAAAGGCGAAGAUAAAUCAGCGAUGUCUGUGUUGGAGAGUGGUAAAGGCGCAAAGCGAGUGACGCAUCAGUCAGCAGUUAUCGGGAACAAGGCCUUCGACAAUACGCUGCAAAUCAACGGACACGUCGCAGAUAAGGUCAACAGCUGUUACAUAAAGUACGCUGUCUUCUCAUGUCAUGGCGAUUUCGCAAAGGCUAUGGCGAGCAUAGCGUCAGGUGGUGCGUUACCCAUUUCAGCGUCAAGACAGGCUCGUUUUUCAGAAGCGACAGGGCGUCCCAACCGUGUCAACAUUGUAUCUUGGGCAGAGAUCAAACCGUUGCUGAAAGCGAUGCGGAAGGUUCCAGUCAUAUCUAAAUUGACCGAGGAACCUGACGCCAUCUGUGUCAUCUCUCCGCGACAAGUCUACGACAACUUCAUCUCUUCUAAGGUCGUUGGUCGUCUUGGACUCACUACCCGCUCCGAUACUGUGAUGGUAAAGUCCAUCGUAUGGGACUCGAAGCGUUUCGUUUCUACCGGUGGCUUCGUGGAUCUUUCGUUUCCCGUGCCCGGUAGCGACGCUGGCGUCGGGCGACGUCUCUACGUUCUGGACGACCCGCCCUUUGACACGCUCCUCGCGAACCCUGCGACGCGCUUCCAUUCCGUAAGCAGUCAGAAGGCUCUGCUGAGAUAG
Molecule: messenger RNA, 717 nt
Organism: Alternaria arbusti
Lineage: Eukaryota; Fungi; Ascomycota; Dothideomycetes; Pleosporales; Pleosporaceae
Exons: 3
Coding region: 1-717 (238 amino acids)
Source: RefSeq, a predicted model, not a curated record